Molecule: messenger RNA, 1723 nt
Organism: Dama dama (fallow deer)
Lineage: Eukaryota; Metazoa; Chordata; Mammalia; Artiodactyla; Cervidae
Gene: CDK10
Product: cyclin dependent kinase 10
Exons: 13
Coding region: 49-1209 (386 amino acids)
Biological process (GO): protein phosphorylation; regulation of mitotic cell cycle
Cellular component (GO): nucleus
Molecular function (GO): ATP binding; cyclin-dependent protein serine/threonine kinase activity
Source: RefSeq, a predicted model, not a curated record
CCUAGUCUGCGCCUGCGCAGAUGGGAAGCUCGAGGGGCUGCUUUCGGCAUGGGGGAACCAGAGCCGGAGCAAAUCCGUCUGAAGUGUGUCCGUAAGGAAGGCUUCUUCACGGUGCCUCCGGAGCACAGGCUGGGACGGUGCCGGAGCGUGAAGGAGUUUGAGAAGCUGAAUCGCAUUGGGGAAGGCACCUACGGCAUUGUAUAUCGGGCCCGGGAUACCCACACGGAUGAGAUUGUUGCCCUGAAGAAAGUGCGGAUGGACAAGGAGAAGGAUGGGGUCCCCAUCAGCAGUCUUCGAGAGAUCACACUGCUGCUUCGCCUCCGCCACCCCAACAUUGUGGAGCUGAAGGAGGUGGUUGUGGGGAACCACCUGGAGAGCAUCUUCCUGGUGAUGGGUUACUGUGAGCAAGACCUGGCCAGCCUUCUGGAGAACAUGCCAACACCCUUCUCUGAGGCCCAGGUCAAGUGCAUCGUGCUGCAGGUGCUCCGGGGCCUCCAGUACCUGCACCGGAACUUCAUCAUCCACAGGGAUCUGAAGGUCUCUAACUUGCUCAUGACGGAUAAGGGCUGCGUAAAGACAGCGGAUUUUGGUUUGGCUCGGGCCUAUGGCAUCCCAGUGAAACCAAUGACUCCCAAGGUGGUCACACUCUGGUACCGAGCCCCUGAACUGUUGUUGGGAACCACCACGCAGACCACCAGCAUCGACAUGUGCUCUGCCCCCAGCAGCUGGGGGACUGGUCCAGGCGGAGCCAAGGAGCUGAGAGGAGACCCCACACUCCUCUGCAGGGCGGUGGGCUGCAUCCUGGCUGAGCUGCUGGCCCAUAAGCCCCUUCUCCCUGGCACUUCCGAGAUCCACCAGGUGGACCUGAUCGUGCAGCUGCUGGGGACCCCAAGUGAGAACAUCUGGCCGGGCUUCUCUCAGCUGCCGCUGGCCAGCCAGUACAGCCUGCGGAAGCAGCCCUACAACAACCUGAAGCAUAAGUUCCCAUGGCUCUCGGAGGCUGGCCUGCGCCUGAUGAACCUCCUCUUCAUGUACGACCCUAAGAAAAGGGCGACGGCCGGCGACUGCCUGGAGAGCUCCUACUUCAAGGAGAAGCCCUUGCCCUGCGAGCCGGAGCUCAUGCCCACCUUCCCCCACCACCGUAACAAGCGUGCCGCCCCAGCCACGUCCUUGGGCACUGAGAGCCAGAGCCGGCGCUGCAGACCCUGACGGGUGGAGGCACUCCAGCUGAGCACAUCGCCUCCUGUGCCCCUGCCCACCUCUGCCCUGGGACAGCAGAGAGUGGACCUUGGGGGUGAUGCCAGUGGUACACUCUGAGGACCCAGCCACCCAGAGGCUGGCCCACAGGGCUGUGACGCCACAUCGUGGCUGGACUGGGUCCCACCUGUGGCCAGGCCUCAGACCCUCGGUUCCCAGGAGGAAAUCUGGCUGAGCCCGUCUCAGCGGGUGUUGCUGGCUUGGGACAAGCAGCCCUCAGACCUUGUAUGGUCACUUCUGUCCCCAGUUGAUCCCCAGGAUCUGCCUGGAAUGGAGAGGCCACGGCGACCCCCCGUGGUGGGGCUGGCAGACUUGGAGAGGGGAGGAGGGAUGGAGAUGUGGACUGAGUCUGAGCUGCUCUGAGACCCCUAGAGUGAGAGCCUUGGGCUGUGCCCUGUGCCCACUCCCCCACUCUGAGGCCCAUGGGGAACGGGGGUGGUCCGAGAGAUAAAUGCUUUCCUCAGAC